CACCGUGGGGCCUCUGACCGAAAAAGAAAGACGCUUGGACGAUAGCCACGACACCUUGCAUGCUGCUUGCGGCGGCAGCGCGCGCACGCAUCACAUACCUAGGUGACCCAAUUCUCCGCAGCCCAGCCAGCAAGCCCCUCGACCGCCUGCCACGUUUUUCUGGCCCCGGCAUUGUCCUGCAGCAGCCACCAACCCACCCACCAAUCCACCAACCCACCCGCCCGCCCGCCCGCCCGCUUGCUCACCCACCUCUCACUACCUGUUACCAACUCACACUCACGCACCCAUUGCACGCAGUCGGACGAGUCGUCCACCGUCCUUCCCCUUGCGUGUCUUGUCUCGUCUCGUCUCGUUUCGCCUCUAUUCGCCUAUCGCCUACCUACCUUACCUGCCUGUCGGUGUGGCCGUCCGUCCUGUGUCUCUGCUUUCUUCAUCCCACUCCCCCCAAUCCCAAUCUCCAAUCCCUUCCCCACCACCACUCGCGACUUGGUCCUCGUCGUCCUGUCUCGCUUGGCCCCUCGCUCCUCGCUUCGCUGCCCGAACCGAACGGAGCCCUGUGUUCCCCAUCGUCAACGACGACUGCAUCCGUCAUAGGGUCGUUGCCGCUCCGAAGCAGCUCUCCUCUCCCCCCAGGGGAGCUCCACCGCCCGACCGGCCGACGAGCAGCGUUCGACGGACGGCAUACGCCCCUCCUUCUCACGCUCCCACGCUCUCCCUUUCGCCCUUUUCUCUCAGAGUCCGCUCGGGGACACACACACAUCCGCACGCACGUACGCACGCACACGACGUACACGCGAUUCGUCUCGUCGUGCAUCGCCUUGGAUAUCGACGUGCGAACCAUGCGCUGAGACGGCCUAUACGCCCCUGCUUCCUGCUGCUGCUUCGUCCCCUCCCCUUCCCUGCGAACCAGUCGCCACUCACGCUCGUCUUCGGCUGCCUUGGUGUUGCAGGCCGGUCCGAGGGCGAGACGCACGCCACUCCCGAUGCGUUUGUGAAGCACACACGAUAUAGCCUUCGUGGGGAAAGUGCACAUAUAUAAAGAGGCGGCCCAUGCCCACUCACCGCCGCCAUGCCCGCCUCACCUUCCGCCGCCUCACCUCACUCCAGCUCUCGCCACAACCCGCCCUCCUCCAUUACCUCGUCCUCUCGCCCCGCCAAUCCUUCCGACCAUCGUCGCGACUCCUUCCCCUUCUCCUUCACGAGGCCCUUCCGAGCCAACCCGUCGUCGACAAGUCUCGUGCCCUCGACCGCCGAAGGGAGACCCAUCCCCGUCGACGACUCCACGGCGGAGAACCGCACCUCGGCUCUCCGUGAGAUCAACAGCCACUACCCCAGCCGACACCGAUACGCCAAGUCGACCGGCGCCCAGAGCAGCACGUACUCGGAGCCCGUCAUCGUGCGCAGCUACCACCCACCAGCCCCGAGCCGGCCCGCCGCGUCGACGAGAUCGGGCGGCAUCUUCCAGGGUGGGGCCGUGUCCGGGUCAGACGCGGGCAGAACUGGAUCAGGCCUCGGCCGAGGGCUCCCGUUUGCCAGCAAGGUCGCCUCCGCGGGGAAUGGAAUGCUAAGUACAAUGGCACGAGCACGUACCAAACGGUCCCCGGGGGACGUGCAUAGAGAAACGCGGCUCCCGCCCGUGGAGGCGUUUAGUUUCAAGAGCUUCAUGGCCAACUUGGAGUCGCAAACGGGCAGCACCGCCGAUAUCAACGCCGACCUGGACCGCAUCGCCGAGAUAUGUGCGCGGUCGAGGUACUCACUCAGCAACCAGUACGAGGUCCACUACGCGCCGCACGGGUCCGGCACGGCGUUUCUCGCAGCGUCGCAGCAGAACCAGGAGCCGCCGGGGCCGACACUGCAAGUUGUGUCGUCUGAUGACGAGAGGAAUAUGGGAAGGCAGAGGAAGAGAAGACAAGCCGGCAGAAGGAACAGUCGCGCCAUGGGCACCCUCGAGACCAUCAUGUCGUCUAGCCGGUCCUCUGACGAAGACAAGACCAAGAAGAAGUCUGCUUCGGAGCUCGCCGAGGAAGUCCGCGGACGGGCAGUGCGAAAGGAAUCUGAGCACUCGUCACCCUCGGCGUCGUCGCAGGGUUCGUCGGAUGGUGGCGACGCUCGAGACGGCGAAGCGCCGUCUAAGCAUCAUGCAAGACGGCCAUCUGGAUCGUUGGCGCUUAUUGAUGGUUCAAAGCAGAAUGUGACGACGACGACGGACGGGUCAAACGCACGAACAUCAGCGUCAGGGCUCCUGAGCGAGCUGGCAUUGCCUCAGGCUUCAACCAGCCAGCUGGAGCUGCGGACGGCGUCAGAGCAGCAACCGCAGACGGCACCAACAAGCAAGCAUAAAACUUCGCCCGCGCCGCCCACGGAAGGCCAUGCGCCUCUGGCAAAGGGAUCCAUGUCGUCGACGCAGGUGGAAGGCACGGGGAGCGGCAUCAUGGCAGCUUUGAGCGGCUGGAUGGCGUGGGGACAGACGGGCAAGCAAGAGGGCCGGGCGGAAGGUAGCUUGCGGCACCUGUUGAAGACGACUGAUUUCAAGAACAAGGGCGCCAACAAGGCGGCAUGAGAGGGUUAAAAAAAGGCUGUGCGUACUCGGCGCUGGGCGGUUGGUUUACACGGCUCCGAGGCUGGGCAUGCCCGAGCGACUACUGAUGAUUUGAAGUGACGACUUAUGAGGACACACGAUAGCCCCAAGGAAGAGACGGCACGCCGAGCGCGCGCAAUGAGGAUAUCCUCGUAUUUUGCUGCCAUGCAAGACGUGACUGACGAUGGUUCUUGACCGAUUGUGGGGGCCGUGUCGUGGGGAGCGACGCGUCGUCGUCGGUGGACUUGCCGGUUCGUGGCGCCGCCGCUGGUUGACUCGAAUUUGUGCAUGCUCGGCCGGAUCGUCGCCAAGUUGGCAAAUGGAGCGAUGGAGCUGCCCCGUACCAGCCACGGCGUGUCAGCGCUAGCACGCGGGCGACGAGGUUAAUUGCACAUAUUGCUACACAACAACUCCGUAUCAAGCUGCCACUACUACCUACGCUCGGAUGAGCGCGACGCCUGGCGUGAAUGUGGCACUACCAUUGACUCGUUGCUGUUCACGGCGCGGGUGACGGAUGGUGAUGCAGAGGUGCAGGGAGGGGGCGGCGGCUCGAGGACAUGGGUUGCAGG
Molecule: messenger RNA, 3147 nt
Organism: Purpureocillium takamizusanense
Lineage: Eukaryota; Fungi; Ascomycota; Sordariomycetes; Hypocreales; Ophiocordycipitaceae
Exons: 1
Coding region: 1070-2560 (496 amino acids)
Source: RefSeq, a predicted model, not a curated record